CGCCCGUCGCAGCGUCGUCCCGCGGGGCUGGCGCCGGGCGCGGCCACGGAAAGAGCCAGCGAGGAGCGAGAGCGCGCCCGCCUUCGGCUGACUGACUGACUGGGCCGGCGCGGCGAGGGGCAGAGGCGGGAGGCUGCGCGGAUCCGGCGGCGGGGAAGCGUCUGGGUGGUCGCCUCCGCCGGGCGCCCUGCGAGUCCAGUGAUACCUUGUUUGUCAAACGCUUUGUGACUCAAACGUUUUGGCUCCUGAACACCGCAAACCGCAAAGUUGAAGACUUGUGUGGGCAUUUAUACUCAGAGAAGGUAAGCAACCAUUAGGACAGAAGGAAACUCUCUACACCAGUCUAGAGGCUGAAGAACUUUUUCACAAUGGACAUAGAUGAUGAAGAGAAUAUGAGUAAGAUGUUCAUGUUAUACAGUGCUAAACCCAUUACUGUUUCUGUAGCUGCUUAGUGCUUGCCCUUUUCAAGUCAGUCACCUUUUGCUUCUAAUCCCGCCUGACAUUCAGAGGAGUUCCCUACUUUUAUUCUAUGGAAAGAAUUAUGUUAUAAUAAUUUGCACAGCCCUGGAAAAAGAAUACUGAAUUACUACUGAAAUUAAUGAGUUUUAAAUUCUUCAUGUGCAUAGGAGCUGUUGUCUUCAGUGGGUGUGCAGGCCCAACGGUAUGCAUGUUUACUCAGAGCUAAGCCCCACUAAGUUAAGCCCAAGGUGGUAGUCCUAGACACAGUUUCCUGAGAGUAAGCCUAACUGUAUUUGAUGUGGUUUACUUUUGAAUAGAUGUGCAUAGUCUUGCUUAAAUUUCUGUGGUCACUGAGUCACACCUUUUUGUUUUAUUGUUGACCUUCCUAACUUUCAUCCUCCGUUCCUCUAAGUCAGUUUUCACUUUAAAAUGCAGUUUCUAGAAUAUCUAAGAAUAUUGGCUAUAGGACUGAUGUCAUAGCAGAUCUUCACUACCGUUAGAAUACAUGCUCCUGAGUAAUGUGCAUUGAUACCUGGUUCCUGCUUACCGACCACGGCAGACAAGGCAACUCCCGACUGACACGCAAUUGCUCACACAUGCACGGAGCCCAACCCGGAAGUGACCCUAGAACGUCACUAAAACGUUCAGGCAGCAUUGAUGUUAAAGAGAACCGCAACAUGGACAACAUUUCACCUAAAGAUGGGAGUUUGCAAGGCGCCGGAGAGGGGAACCAGCUCUCCAAUGGUGGUGGCGCUAGCAGCAGGAAACGACCCUUGGAAGAGGGAAGCAAUGGCCACGCCAAGUUCCGCACAAAGAAAAGGAAGAAAACACCAGGGCCGGUCUUGCCCAAAAAUGCUCUCAUGCAGCUGAAUGAAAUCAAGCCUGGCUUGCAAUACAAGCUUCUCUCCCAAACAGGACCCGUUCAUGCCCCUAUUUUUGUGAUGGCAGUAGAGGUUAAUGGGCAGCUGUUUGAAGGCUCCGGCCCUACAAAAAAGAAAGCCAAGCUCCAUGCAGCUGAGAAGGCCCUGAGGUCCUUUGUUCAGUUUCCAAAUGCUUCCGAAGCACAUCUCGCCAUGGGAAGAACUCUUUCCGUAAAUACGGACUUCACCUCUGAUCAGGCAGAUUUCCCAGAUACCCUCUUCAAUGGCUUUGAAAACCCCGCCCAAUCUGAUCUUUCCUUUUAUCUGGAUUCCAACGGAGACGGUUCCUUUAGCUCCAGUGCAGACUAUAAUUUGUCAUCUUCUGCGGCCUGUAGCCUUGUACAGUCGUCUCUCCCUGCUCCAUCACCAUACCCCUCCACAAGUGGGAAGAAUCCAGUCAUGAUACUGAAUGAACUUCGACCAGGCUUAAAGUAUGAAUUUCUCUCAGAAAGUGGAGAGAGUCACGCUAAGAAUUUUGUAAUGGCUGUGUCAGUGGAUGGCCAAACGUUUGAAGGAUCUGGAAGAAACAAAAAACUUGCAAAAGCACGGGCUGCUCAGUCAGCUCUUGCAUCCUUGUUUAACAUGCAGUUGGAUCAGACACCAUCUCACCAACCUAUUCCUAGUGAAGGACUUCAGUUACACCUGCCUCAGGUUUUAGCUGAUGCUGUUGCACGCUUGGUGGUAGAUAAAUUCAGCGAUUUGACAGAUAAUUUUACAUCGCCCCAUGCACGUAGAAAAGUGCUAUCUGGAGUAGUCAUGACAACAGGUACUGAUGUGAAAGAUGCUCAGGUUAUAAGUGUUUCUACAGGAACAAAAUGCAUUAAUGGAGAAUAUAUGAGUGAUCGUGGUCUUGCAUUGAACGAUUGCCAUGCAGAAAUUAUAGCACGUAGAUGCUUGCUUAAAUUUCUCUAUACACAACUUGAACUGCUCUUAUGUAGUAAGGAAGAUCAGCAAAAAUCUAUUUUUAUCAAAUCAGAACGAAGCGGGUUUAAAUUGAGAGAAAAUGUACAGUUUCAUCUCUAUAUCAGCACCUCUCCUUGUGGUGAUGCUCGGAUUUUCUCACCACAUGAAGCAGCACAAGAAGAUCAGGGAGACAGACAUCCAAACCGGAAAGCAAGAGGACAGCUAAGGACGAAAAUCGAAUCCGGGGAAGGAACAAUUCCUGUCAGAUCUACAACUACAAUCCAGACGUGGGAUGGAGUCCUACAGGGAGAAAGAUUGCUUACUAUGUCGUGCAGUGAUAAGAUAGCCAGAUGGAACGUGCUUGGUAUUCAAGGAGCAUUACUUACCCUCUUUGUUGAGCCAAUUUACUUCUCUAGCAUUAUCUUGGGGAGCUUGUACCAUGGAGACCAUCUAUCCAGAGCAGUAUACCAGCGAAUAGCAGAGAUAGAAGAUUUACCCCCUCUCUAUAUACUCAACAGACCUUUACUCAGUGGUAUCAGUAAUGCUGAAGCCCGCCAACCAGGAAAAGCACCUAAUUUCAGUGUAAACUGGACCAUAGGAGAUGCUGGUCUUGAAGUGAUUAAUGCUACAACAGGCAAGGACGAAAUGGGCCGUGCGUCCCGCCUUUGUAAGCAUGCUCUGUACAGUCGCUGGAUGCGAGCUUAUGCAAAGCUUUCUUCCAAUCUUCGUUCAAAUGUCAGUAAACCAAACAUGUACCACGAAAUGAAGCAAGCAGCUUCCGAAUAUCAAACUGCCAAAGAGUGUUUGUUCAAGGCAUUUUCAAAGGCAGGACUUGGUGCCUGGGUGGAGAAGCCCAUAGAACAAGAUCAGUUUUCCCUUGUAGUCUGAUCUAUGGAUGCCCUCUGCUUGGAAAAGGGGAUAGGAUGGAAACCCUGACAUCAACAUUUCAUCUACACCGUUGAAACAGCCGCUUUUAGAUUUUUAUUGUGGUUUUUUGUUGGGGAGAGGCUGACUUGAAACCAUUUUUUCCUUUUGCUAAAGUAUUAAAACCUUUGGAAAACUGAUAAUACAAUAACUAGUCUAGAAUAAUACAAAAUAAUUCCAUUACCUUCUAAGGAACUAUUGUUUGCAGGGGGUGGGGGAACCCACAAUGCAAUUCAAAGUGAUACAUCUGGAUAAUUUAAAUUUUAUUUUACUGCAUUGUUACCAGGUGCAUGAUUAAUGUAAACCACCUAGGAUUUUACACAACACUUUAACUAAGUGGUUUGUUUUUGUGUUCUUUUAGAGCCCAAGAGACAGAUUAUUUAUGUGCUUCUUAUAGAUUUUUAUUUUUUAAAUAAUUGAGCUCACAAAACCAGACUGGAGUUUGGCUAGCUAUUUUUCCCUGCUUCCUUGCUCUUUUAAAACCAGCUGUUGAAAACUUUGUCUCUCUGAUUUAUGUAUUUAUUAUUGUGUGAUCCAGUUUUUAACAUACCACUUUUUAUUCCAUUUUUAAAGUACUUGUCUUCACUUCCCAUUUACACACAUUGUGAAGUUACUGUUUUUUUACCAUUGUAAACUGGAAACUAAAUAUUUGUAAGCUAACAAAUUCUUUUUACUUUGAUGUAUGAAAACCAGCUUAGAAAUAGGCGGAUUGUGUUUCACAGGAACUCAGUGGAGUACAACAGUAAUAUUACCACUGUAUGUGGCAAUUUCAAAACACUCAUCUGUGAGGAAAUACGCUGCCUUGCCAAAAACCAGUUCACACACGAACACUACUAAGGGCAAAAGAAUUUUUAAACUGCGCGCUUCAGAGACCUAACUUAUUUUCGGCGAAACUGUUGUGUUCUUUUACACACACUGAUAUAAGGGUACCAACCCAAAUUAUUCUGAAAUGAUCUGUUUGAUCUAGUAUAAUAGGAAUAAAUAUUGAAAACGUUGUUCAUA
Podarcis raffonei (Aeolian wall lizard) is the source of this 4208-nucleotide messenger RNA. It is a transcript of the gene ADARB1, whose product is annotated as adenosine deaminase RNA specific B1. Gene Ontology annotation, cellular component: nucleolus; cytoplasm. Lineage: Eukaryota; Metazoa; Chordata; Lepidosauria; Squamata; Lacertidae. The record is from RefSeq and is a predicted model, not a curated record. Gene Ontology annotation, biological process: adenosine to inosine editing; RNA processing. Gene Ontology annotation, molecular function: tRNA-specific adenosine deaminase activity; double-stranded RNA adenosine deaminase activity; double-stranded RNA binding. The transcript is spliced from 13 exons. The coding region runs from base 978 to 3170 and encodes 730 amino acids.